AUGAGGGCAAUUUGGAUUCUAGUUCUUUGUUGCUUGGCAGUAUUAAUGGCCCAUGCGAAAAAGGUGAGAGUUGCUGUCGUGUUUAUGAAAGGUUCACUGUGUUUCGAAUGGACUUGAUUUUUGAUUAGUGUUUUCUGAUUUUCUACGAACAAACUUCGAUUUUUUACCGCGAUCUUAAAUUAGGUUUUUUCUUUAAAUUAGGUGAACAGGGAUUUAUCUCCCAAACGAAUGAAUGAUACUUUUGUUGUUCAUGUCUUCAGCGCGCGUGAUUGCGUAAAAGACAAAUAUUUUUACACGGUGUUGAGAUUGUGAAGUUUAGUGUGAUCGUUUUCUUUACGACUUUGGGUUAGUCUAAAUAAAGUAAAAUUUCUCAUAAGCGUUCGUUCUCCAAUUUUUCGUCUGUACUUUCAGCACAAUUCGACUGCAUGUCCGGUCGGUUUCGAGGAAGCCUGCAAGCCUUAAAUGCCCCACGGAUUCCUCGCAUUUUGUUUUUAAGCUUAAUUUUCAUUUAUAAUGUCUGGCAACCCAUAACUUUCACAUCAUUGUAUGUAAGCUUACAUACCGGUACUUCUUAUGUAUUAUACUGUCCGUUUAUUGUUUCAGUCACCAAAGUACUGUCUGUUUUGAAGUCGCCCUUUUGCUCUGUAGCGCAACCAUUUGCACACAAAGCGCAGUUUAUUUUUAAAACCCCUAGCUCUGUCUCCCGCCCGUUGCAAGGCAAAAUUGUGGAGGUUUACUAAUCUGGAGGUGACCAGUGUUUAGGCAGUUGUUGCUUUCUUGUAAUUUGCUGACUUGCUCUUUUGGUAUGGGGUAUGGCAGGAGAAGUUUGAACAAUAUACCACUGACUUUUUUCUUUUUCAUUUACACUCUUUGGGUCAUCAUAAUUUCAAAAACACCGUGAUGCUCACACAUACAUACAUAACCUUUAUUAAAGUGUCUUGUCGUUCUAGUGCCUAUUGGCACUAAUUGGGGACACCUUUAAAACUAAAUUACAUCAUUAAUAGAAACUAAUUAAGUACUGUAAAGGCCGGAAAUUGACACUAUUCAAGCUAAGUGCUCUUUUACACUCUAAAAACUAAGUUCUAGAUUUAACACUUCGAAGCUAAGUUCGAAAAUUUACAAUAUAAAAACUAAAUGCGUAUAUUAGCUCGGACACUAAAAUGAAUAAGUAAAUAUGCGUACGUCCUCUUAAUCUAAGCAUAAGCGGCAUUCACUCCCACAUCCCUCAAGAAAUGAUGUUACAUCCUUCUUACGUAUCAUUGUCCUAAAAGUUGCCAAAGUUGCAAUAUUUCUCUCGUCCUUGCUUAGUUUAGACCAUAAUUGUGGUCCGAGAAAUCUGAGAGAAUGUUUUCCAUAAGUAACAGUUUUAAACCGAGGUAAGACAAAAUCUGCAUUUCUUAGGUUAUAUCUCUUACUAUUAAUAUUCUCCUCGUUGAUAUUAAAAAUAUCCGCAAUUUGGUUCACUGUAAAUUUGUUUUUUACUUUAAACAUCAAAAUGAGUAUAUCCUGCAACCUCCUAUUUUGUAAAGUAGUCAACUUAGCUCUUUUCAGCAAGGUGUCAUAACUUUCGGUAGUAGUAUUAUACACUAAUCCUAAGGCUCUUUCUUGUAGACGCUCCAAUUUACGACUAUCAGAUGCCGUGCAAAAAUGCCACACUAGGUGGCAAUAAGUAAGGUGUGGCAUAAUAGCUGAUUUGUACAAAAGUAACUUGGCAUUUACUGGCAUAAGAUUUUUAAGCCUUCUUAAUAUUCCGAUCAUCCCGCCAACUUUCUUACACACACUACAUUAUAUGAUCUCUAAAGUUUAGGUUUUCAUCUAGGUUUACACCUAGGAUCUUGAUGGAUUGUGACUGUUCGGCUUUUUUCGCCACAUAUAUCCAGAUCAACGUUCCUUUCUCCUUUUGGAUUUCCCAAAACCAUGGCUUGAUAUUUAUCGCAAUUGACUUUUAAAAGAUUAUCUUGAUACCAUUUAGUCAUCCUCUCUCCAUUGUCCACCAGUAUCUUCUCCACGCUUUUGGUUGUUUCGUUUGCUACAAAGACCUGAUGGUCAUCCGCAUACAUCGAGACAUUGGCAUCUGAUAUUAUGCUAGGCAUGUCGUUCUGGAAAAUAUUCCACGUGAGUGGUCCAAACGUACUUCCCUGUGGACAUCCUCUCUUCACCACAACCCAGUCACUUGUUACAGAACCUAUCCUUACUCUGUUCUUUCUUCCCUGAAAAUAUGAUCGUAUGAGCUGUAUGGCUUUAUCGGAGAAAUUGUAGGCUUGCAGUUUAUUUAUGAGCAACUGAGGGCUCAGAGAGUCAAAAGCCUUGCUCAUAUCCGAAGACAAUAUGCCGACAAUUUUCUUGCUGUCUAGUUCAGCUCUCCAUGUCUCGGUCAGCCUAAUCAGCGUGGUCUCACAGCUAUUCUUUGCACGAUAGGCAGUGAUAGCAUCACUGAGUCUAUCAUCCAUAAACUUACUGACUUGUUGGCCCAGCAAUACUUCAUAGACUUUAUUCACGCAUGGCAGCACCGUGAUAGGUAAGCUCUGUAGGCUAUGAUGUUGUGUCUAGGCCCUCUAGAUAAAAUUGGUCCCCUGCAGUGACAGAUCCAUAUUUUGAGGUAAGGAUGGGUGGGGGGAUGGGGAAGUUUGGCUCCCCUGCAAGAAUGAACAUUAUCAUGGUGUUUUUGAACUUAAAACAAUGGAGGAAGAGCUGGACGCUUGUCACUGAGAUCUGCCUCUGGUGUCAUUAUUGUUUUCUUUUCUUCAAAACCAGGGAAAGCACAAUGGGCUGAAGUGGAGGCAUUGGCACCAUUCUAAGAAAAAUCUAACAAAGCAGCCAAAAGAAAAUAGUAAGUUGGUUUAUAGUGUAUUUUAAGGAUGGAUGAUGGUCAGAAUACCUCUUCUGAAAAGGCACUAUAGUCAGUGGAAAAAACCGCACCCCCAUUAACCCUGAGAAUUGUGGGGCGUUAGACCGGUGCUGCCUUCUAAAAUGAACCAAAUUCCCUAUUAUGCAGAGCAAUUUUGCAUAUCAAAAUGUCACUUUUGUUCCUCGCUGAUGGUCCCUGCUCACUGAUACUUGCAUCUGUUACUGUCUAAAUCCUUGCAUACUGUGUUAAAAGCAAUAGUCUAAAAAUGCUGAAAUCUCUUGCUAGUGCCCCACAUUUCCCAGGUGUGGGGGUGCGGGGCUUUCCACUGACUAGUGCAUUAUACAGUUCAAUCUCUUUGUGGCGGCAACUUCAUCAUUCAAACUAUAUUUUUGGUUUAAACACCAUUUGCCUGUUUACUAGUCCUAAACAAUAUACUAACAGAGAAUUGAGAUAUGAGACCUUACGAGUGCGAAUAAAUUGAAUCCACCGGCAGCAACCGAUGGGGUGUUUUAAAAGCCAUAUGCUACAUUACUAGACUUGACUUUAAUAAGAAAUGCUAGCCAUUCUUUACAGUUCAUGGACAGCUUGCAUGACAUGCUGGUUCUGAACUUGGUAAAAGCUUAAGUAAUGGUUCAAUCUCCUUUAAUGAAACAGAAAACUGCACAGAGCUCCCAGGACGUCUGUUGGAUUGGUUUCACGUUCUUCGAACGUCGCAUGUAAAAGAAGAAAUGUUUGCCAAAGGUUUACCACUGCCCAAACUUGGAGAGGUGAUUCCACAAAUGAAGCCAAAAGAAGCAAAGAUGCCUUUCCCAUCAGGUGUGAGAUUGAGACAUUUAAUUUUCUGCUCAUAUCUAAUGGUAAUACCCUUCGCCGUGUCCUGUUUGCUUUAUCAUUUUAAUUUGUAGAUCUAUUUCCUUGAAAAAGUGAAAUUAACAUGUUAUCUUCAUACGUGAAAAGAUAUUUCUUGCCAUGGCUAUUUAAUAAAUCGUACCUUUCACAGCAAAAAAAUGUAAAAGUGAAAUGGUUUGGUAUUUCUUAAAAUAAUUAUUAGAAUAUUACAUUACAAAAUUUCUCUUCUUUUGUUGAAAAAACAUUUCACUUGUUUGCUGUGCUCACUCAUGAUAUAUGUUUCAACACUUGAAGUCUGAUAAGUUUGAAAUCUUUAUGCUCUGGAAGGCCAUUUCUAGUGUUCUGAGAAGACAAUUUAUGUCUAAAAUGUUUGCUAUAAUCAAUUGCUAUUUUUAUGCUUAUUAUUAUUUUCAUGGCUUGUUGUUCAAGUACUUGAUUUUUUUUAUAUUUUGUGCGGGUUUUUUAAAUUUUCUGGAUAAUCAUUUUCAGCAAGUGUACUCUGGUACUCUGUUUGGUGUAUAAGUAUCAUAAGAAUUCAUUUGAAAAUGUCAGAUGUCAAAAUUGGGAUUUUUCCUAUCCUGAUUGCAUAUUGAUCGUGAUUCAAGAUUUUCAAGCAAAAUUGGGAGAAUCCUGGCAAGAUUGGGAUGGGAGCAUAGUCUGAACUUGUUACAACUGAAUUUUGUUGUUUCAGGCUUGAAAAAACAAGGCUGUCGAGAACCAAUCCGGACAGUGUUCAGGCAGUUGUUUGAUCAUAAUGCUGAUGGUUUAGUGGAUGAAACCGAACUGGCUGACCUGUAUGAAGCUGAGCCCUGCAUGAAACAGUUUUUCAAGACAUGUUCCAAAGGAAAGGAAACAUUCACAGAGCCUGAAUUCUGCAGCUGUUUUAAAUCAGUUGGUAGGAGUCAAGUCCACAUUGUUUUCCUUCAGUAAAUCUUAUUUCUUCUGAAACCUAGCACAGUUAUGCUUAAUUAUGCAGUUGAACCUCCUGUAAGUCACCAGCCAAAAUGUAAAGAGUAAGCGGUCGCUUACAGGAGAUGGUUACUUAUGAGAAAAUUCUGCUGUUUUGGAUAAGUGGUUGCUUAUGGGAGAUGUUCAGUUAAGAGAGAUGGUCGUACAUGGAGGUUCGACUGUCAUAAUAGUCUUCCCUGUAAUAUAACAUUGCAGUUUCUCUUAGAGUUCAGAAAGGAGAUAAAUACCUAAGCUUUCAACAGCUGAUUCAUUUGUUAUUUACCCUUAGGUGUGGAACUAGCAAUUAUUAACUCUGACUUUGAGGUAGAGUGAGAGAACAGCCAGCAUCAUCACUGAUCUCCCUGCAAAAUGAAGUCUAAGAAACAAGUGCAGAAAUUCCAGACAGAUGAUGUGUCACUACCCAGAUCUGGGUAGUGCUUCUGAUUUAAGUUGUGCCAAUUGUGGGAAAUUUGCUUCAACCAUUCAGAAGCACUACCCAGAUCUAUCUCGGUAGUGACGUAUGCCAUCAGUUUGGAAUUUCUGCGUUAGUGUUUCAGACUUCUGAGGCUAACUUGGAGGUAGCCUGUUCCGCAGACAAAACUAAACUCUGGUUAAGUCCCUAUGUGAAACAGUGUCAAAAUGCUCGUUAUAGGCCCCCACCUGCGUACAAUGAUUUGAGUUAUCGCCAUGAUUUGCCUGUUAAAAAUGCCAUUGUCAAUUUGCUAAUCAAGAUGAAAGGAAAUCUGAGACGCUCUUCCCUUCGGCUAGACCUGGUCAACCACCUAAUUCUCAUAUUCGCCUGUAAAUUACUUGUUGUUAUCUUUCAGAGCCCCCUUGCUUCCACAAGCUGCGUAAUAAUUUGCCAUAUCUUCUUGUGAGGGGAGAACCACAGCCAAUCGCCGGGGCUUAUACUCCAUCUUGUGAUCAGGAUGGCUAUUACCUGCCGCGUCAGUGCAGAACAGUGGAUAAAGAUGGCAACAAAGAGUGUUGGUGUGUGGACAGGCAUGGAUCUAAAAUUGAAGGAGCAACUGAAUGUGGUGAGCAAAGUACUGGUUUUCCUGAAUUAAAACUCCUAAUGUUUGAAAAUGAUGAAUUGUGGCCAACUUGGUCUUGCAUGUACUACAGUAGUUUACCACAACUGCUCAUGUUUUUUUGAUGAACUGGAAUUAUUUUGUACUAGGACAAAUUGAUUACUGGGAUUCAGGCUAUCCCGUUUCCAACACUUUGUAAUCUCUUUUUCUUCUUUCCAAUAAAAAUUUUUAGCGUUAUUUUUCUCUGUUGCUGUUCCUUAAAGUUUACAUAUUUGGUUCUUAGCUUGAUGUCAAUGUCACUGGGCAAUGUAUUGUCAAAAGCUGGGCGAUUUUACUAGUCUCAUGGAGUGGUCAUCAUUUGGUGAUGGCUUGUUGCAGUAUACUUAACAAUUCGUUCAUGCGUCGGCGUGAUUGUCAAGAUAUGAAGCACGCGGGAAGUUUGGAGAACACGAAAGAGGGGUAAGGGUUGCCUUGAGAGCAACUCUAGCCUCUAGAGUGCUCUCCAAACUUCCCACGUCCUUCAUAUCUCAACAUAUGCGCGUUGAUGCAUGAACCAAUUGUUAAUUAGUUGUUAAUUAAAAGCCAAUAUAUUGUCACGUUUUUUUUUCUGCAGUGGAUAAUACAGACCCUCCAGCCAGAGAGGAGGAACAAGAAGAAGAGCCCUGAGCUUUGAAAUGGCAAGAAUUAAUUACAGAGAAGAAUUGAUUAACUCUUUUUUUCUCGUUUUACCUUAAAUCAUCCAAACAUAUAAUAGAUAAGUGAAGAAA
Molecule: messenger RNA, 6443 nt
Organism: Porites lobata
Lineage: Eukaryota; Metazoa; Cnidaria; Anthozoa; Scleractinia; Poritidae
Source: the annotation of a GenBank genome assembly